Xylona heveae TC161 is the source of this 720-nucleotide messenger RNA. RefSeq lists its product as hypothetical. NCBI's taxonomy places the organism in Eukaryota, Fungi, Ascomycota, Xylonomycetes, Xylonales, Xylonaceae. The transcript has a single exon. Gene Ontology annotation, cellular component: Swr1 complex. Gene Ontology annotation, biological process: chromatin remodeling. Bases 43 to 534 code for a protein of 163 amino acids. Gene Ontology annotation, molecular function: nucleosome binding. The record is from RefSeq and is a predicted model, not a curated record.
GCAUCUAAAGGCAAAGUUACGCAGGCCGUACGAAGGAUUCUAAUGUCUCAGAAGUCAUUUGCCAAUCAUCUAGGAGAUGAAGAGGCAGCACUUGCCAACCAGACGGGCCCAAUCUCCGCGAUCGAAGCCCCUCCGGCAAAGCUCACAAAGACUUCAUCCUCUCGUGGAAAACGUGCUUCAACAUCAGCUUCAGUUGAGCCUAACUCCGCUCAAGUUACCCCGGGCGUACAAUGUCAGCUUCCCGCGUCAGCUGUGACGACCCCGCCUUCGCCAGAAGAGAGCGAUCCUUUACUUAAAUCCAUCGUCCCUUCACCUCCAUCACCGGAAGAAAUCUCGGCUCUGGUAUCGGCCCCUCCGCUCACUUAUAAUGCUGCUCGCGUCAAUCCAUCUGAUUCGGAUUUACCACAGCGUUACUUCUGCGAAAUCUGUGGGUAUUGGGGAAGAGUACGAUGCUUGAAGUGUGGCACAAGGGUCUGUGGGUUAGAAUGCAAGGGCAUACAUGAUGAAGGAAGAUGCUUGAGAUUCUACGCCUAAAGCAGAGAUGAGAUAGUAUACAGAUGUCUUUGCAUGGAUCACACUCGAGCCUAUGUUGCCACAGUGAGAAAGUCGUUUCUCUGGCAAUCUCUAGAGGUUUAGACAGCGGGACCAACCCAAAGCUAGCUUUGUUUGCUUCUUGGAAAAUGAGCUGUCUUAAAAUACCUCAUACUCAUUCAGCGCGCC